AUGACUUCUCCGACAGGAGAUAAGUUCGAAUACGCAAUCAGAUUCACUUUUUCAGCUUUGAACAACGAAGCAGAAUAUGAGGCAGCCAUCGCAGGGGUACAGCUGUGUUUGUUGGCAGAUGCCAAGAGGAUAGUAAUGACAACAGAUUCUCAGUUGGUGGCAAAUCAGUUUUCAGGAGAGUACGAAACCAAAGAGCCGUCAAUGCGGCGAUAUCAAGAGAAACUGAAGGCACUCACAGCGAGGUUAGAAGCUUUUGAGAUCAAGCUGGUCCCUGGAGCGUUGAAAACUGCCGCAGACAGUUUAGCAAAACUAGCCAGUUCGAAAGCAGUCGAACUCAGUAGAUCAGUAAUGAUAGAAAUCAUGCACAGAAGGAGUACGGAGGAUAAAGGAAAAGAAGUAAUGGUCAUCACGGCAAACAAAGAAUGGUGCGACAAUAUCUGGACGUACAAGACGACAAGAAUGCUCCCGGCCGAUAUCAAGGAAGCAAAGAAAAUUAAAAAAGACGUCUGCUGUGUUGUCACCAUUCAUGUUCAGGGAAAAGAUCUAAAAUCUGGAGCAACCUCACAUGGAAGUCUGCAUUUGGUAGAUCUUGCUGGUAGUGAAAGAGUUGACAGGUCUGAAGCAACUGGAGAUAGGUUGAGGGAAAAAAACCCCCAUGUACCUUACAGAAAUAGCAAGCUUACGCAGGUUCUUCAAGCGUCUCUAGGUGGUCAAGCAAAGACACUUAUGUUUGUUCAGGUUAAUCAUGAUGUUAGUUCGUACUCUGAAUCAUUAAGCACUUUAAAGUUUGCUGAAAGGGUGUCCAGUGUUGAGCUGGGUGCUGCUCGGAGUAGCAAAGAGGGCAGAGAUGUCAGAGAAUUAAUGGAUCAGUUUCACUCGUAG
This is a messenger RNA of Spinacia oleracea (spinach), 882 nucleotides long. RefSeq lists its product as uncharacterized. Bases 1 to 882 code for a protein of 293 amino acids. Gene Ontology annotation, molecular function: nucleic acid binding; RNA-DNA hybrid ribonuclease activity; microtubule binding. Gene Ontology annotation, biological process: microtubule-based movement. The transcript is spliced from 5 exons. The record is from RefSeq and is a predicted model, not a curated record. Lineage: Eukaryota; Viridiplantae; Streptophyta; Magnoliopsida; Caryophyllales; Amaranthaceae. Gene Ontology annotation, cellular component: microtubule cytoskeleton.